UGGGUGUAUAGCAGACAGAAGCUCAGAAGCACUCAGGAUGCGCCUCCUGGCCUGUUUCCUCUGCACACCCACCCCCAGCUCUGCUGUGAGGUUUCCCUCAGAGAGGAUGCGCUCUUGGUAGCUGGCUUUCAUGUUCAAGAUGAGCACAUGCUGCUCAAAAGCAUGUCUGCCUCUGGAUGCUCCUUGCAGCAGCGCUGUUCAGCAGCUGCAGCCUAACUGCUCCCCAGGGGAGCGAGGCACAGCCCGGCCUAUGGAACCGCGAGGGAUUGUCAAGGCCUUUCCCAAGAGGAAGAAGGUGAGAGAUGACUCAGGGAAAAGCGUCCCUCCAAAGAUCCCAAAAGAAGGAGCGGAGGAGCCCGAGGCGGAGUGGCUGAAACCAGUCGCUGCCUACGUGUUGCAAGCUAGCAUUGGCCAAGCCAGGGCAGAGAUAUUCCACAAGCAGAUUGUCCAGAAUGGGGGAUUUGUACACAGCCGUCUCUGCUCGGAGGUGACGCACGUCAUUGUAGCUGAAGAUAUGGACUGUGAUCGGGCCUUCCGGCUCCUCAAAUUAGCCAAGCUGCCUUCGAGGUUGCAGCUGGUGAAGGCAUCCUGGCUCAGUGAUUGCAUUAGAGAUCAGAAGCUGCUGAAUACCGCUGGCUACAGUGUCUUUAUCCCUCGGAGGUAUCGGGAAGAGGGAGAACAGCAGCAGCAGCAGUUCCUGGGCAGUGAAGAAAUCCAGUCCUCAACAGAGGGGAGUGCAGCAGAACCAAAUGUUAAAGCACAGGUGGGGGAUUCCUCGCAGCAAAACCCGGGCAGCCUUGCACAGCAGCAACCAUCUGAGAAAGUCUAUGAUGAUGAAGACAGCGAAGGAGAAGAUGCUAGUGUCACUCAGGGAGAUCUGGAAGCACUGAUUUCUGGCCACUAUCCUGUGAAAUUGUCAGAGGAGACCAGCGGCAGCUCUUCCGCAGUGGCCCAGCCUGUCAGCAAGUGGGUUUGUGCACAGUCCUCCCACAGCAAGAAGGAGAAUCACAACCAGUGCAUCACAGAGAAGCUGGAAGUGCUGGCAAAAGCCUAUUCUGUCCAGGGGGACAAGUGGAGAGCUCUGGGCUAUGCUAAAGCCAUCAAUGCACUCAAAAGCUACCACAAACCAGUCACCUCCUACCAGGAAGCCUGUAAAAUUCCUGGGAUUGGGAAGCGAAUGGCAGAGAAGAUCCUGGAGAUCUUGGAGAGUGGACAUCUGCGCAAGCUGGAUCAUAUCAGUGAGAGUGUGCCUGUACUGGAGCUAUUUUCCAACAUCUGGGGAGCAGGAGUCAAGACAGCUCAGAUGUGGUACCAGCAGGGCUUCCGGACACUGGAUGAUAUCCGCACCAAGGCGUCUCUCACCAGCCAGCAAGCCGUGGGCCUGAAGCACUAUGAGGAUUUCCUGGAGCGCAUGCCUCGGGAGGAAGCUGCAGAAAUAGAGCAGACUGUCAGACAAGCAGCCCUGGCCUUGAAGCCUGGGCUCGUGUGUGUGGCAUGUGGCUCCUACCGUCGGGGGAAGGCCACCUGCGGAGAUGUGGACGUGCUGGUCACUCACCCAGAUGGUCAGUCUCACCGUGGGCUGUUCAGCAAGCUGCUUGACAACCUCCACGAGAGCGGCUUCCUUACAGAUGACCUGGUGAGUCAGGAGGACAAUGGUGAGCAGAAGAAGUACCUGGGGGUGUGCCGCCUUCCUGGGCCGGCCCGUCGUCACCGACGUCUGGACAUCAUCGUGGUGCCUUACAGCGAGUUUGCCUGCGCCCUGCUCUACUUCACCGGCUCGGCCCACUUCAACCGCUCCAUGCGUGCCCUGGCCAAGACCAAGGGCAUGAGCCUCUCAGAGCAUGCCCUCAGCAUGGCUGUGGUGCGAGGCCCUCGUGGUGUCAAGAUGGCAUCAGGCCACGUUCUGCCCACCCCGACCGAGAGAGAUGUCUUCACUCAGCUGGGGCUGCCUUACCGAGAGCCCUCGGAACGGGACUGGUGACGCCGGUUGUCACCCAGCACCCCGAGCUGUGUUGAUGUUUUGAGGGGUGCUGGCUUCUCCGGUGCUGUUCUGUGGUGUCUGUGAACUGGGUAACGUAUUGCAGCAAACUGACUCCUUGCAAACCGGGGCCCUGCUGCUAGCAGAGCUUUGUGGCUUCACCCAGCAGAGGGCGUGGACUGGAAGGGCUGCCCGGUGUCACACGUCUGCUUGUGCCCGGCUCUCAGGCAGCCCCUGGCUACUGAAGGGGCUCACUGCCCAUCAGCUAAUCCUGGCCUGGCUUUCCCUAGGGAAGCUCCAGAAGGCUGGCUUGGAGAGCGUUAUGACAAAAGCCCUCCUGGUGCUUGGGAAGUGGGGAAGAAGGAUGCAUCUUCCUCUCAGUGUGAGCACAGAUGCUCCCAUAAUCUCUGUCCUGAGCUGUGUAUGAAGGCAGCAGGGGUCUGGCCUGGCCUGGAAACGAGCCCCUUUUCUCUGCUUACUGCUGCUGGCAUCUGCUGCUGUGAGAACUGCUAAGGUCUCCCUGUGCUGCUGCUAUGUCUUCUCUCUGUCUGACUUGUGUUGUCCGGUGGGUCUCCUUGCACAGUGCCAGGCAGCUUCCCCUGGAGCCAGGCGAGCCCUGAGGAAUGUGUGAAAACCCAUUGUGCUCCAUCUACAUGUUCUCAGUCCAUCAUGUGCUGAGCAUCCUGCAGUGCAGAGUGCUGUGAUCCUCCUGGCCUGGGCACAAGGGCUCCUUUCCCCUCUGUGCAGGAAAGAAAUGGCCCCUUGGGCUUCAGGGUGACUGUGCUCAGGAUUGUAAUGAUGCUGAAUGUAACCUGCUAAGGCUGUGUGUUUGGUGCAUGCAAGGCAUGGAAGCAGAGAGAAGCACGGAUAAUUCAGUGUUAAUCUGGGCAAAGCAGAGCUUUCCCAUUUUUUGUGUGUGAUGACCAGGAAGUCACCUGGUCUGUAUUGAUCAGAGCCAGUGUGUGUGUGUAAACGUGCAGGUGUGCUAACCCCUUCUAUUCCAAGGGAGUGAAUUUUGUUUCUCAGGAAACCUCAACUAUUUUUAUAUUCUGGAGAUGAAUUUUGCGGAGGCUUUCAGUGCUCUGCAGCAUCAGCUGCUGGUGAGGCCAGGGUGUUCCUGCCUCAGUCUCUGGGGCUGAUCUGGCCUCACGCUCCCUUAUCUUGUAGGGGACCUGGCCACCCCCACUCUGCACUUUGCUGCAUCUUUGUCACGUGCAGGGAUGAGCUGUGUUUGCUGCCAGGGCAGCCAUUAGGGCAUCAAACCUGGUGGCUGCUGGGGACCUGCAGUGGGUGUUUGCUGGGGAGGACUCAAUCCAGGUGGUGUCUUUGGUCAGCCCAACCCUUCUACAGAACACCUGGUGGAAAUGAAUGUCUUCUGGCAUCUAUUGGUGCUUUGAAACAUGAAGUGUAAUAAAUCCUUUGUCUCUUUUUCAUCCAG
Molecule: messenger RNA, 3416 nt
Organism: Meleagris gallopavo (turkey)
Lineage: Eukaryota; Metazoa; Chordata; Aves; Galliformes; Phasianidae
Source: RefSeq, a predicted model, not a curated record